UCACUGAGGGCUACAUGCUUUGAGAAGUCUACUUGGUGUUAGCCACAGUUAGCAUUACUUUUUUUUUUUAUGUCAAACGGCUAUUCCCUCCAGGAAGAAAUGACUUCGCUAAACGGAAAACCUGAUGUUAUGUUUGAGGACGAUGAUCUGCCUUAUGAAGAGGAGAUUAUCAGGAACCCAUACUCAGUCAAAUGCUGGAUGCGUUACAUCGAGUUCAAACAGAAUGGAGCCAAAUCCACCCUCAACAUGAUAUAUGAACGGGCCCUGAAAGAGCUGCCCGGCAGCUAUAAGCUGUGGUACAAUUAUCUGAGAGAGAGACGGAAACAAGUCAAGGGGAAAUGUGUCACUGACCCAGGCUAUGAGGAGAUCAAUAACUGCCACGAAAGGGCAUUGGUGUUCAUGCAUAAGAUGCCUAGAAUUUGGCUCGAUUACUGCCAGUUCCUUGUGUCUCAAUGCAAGAUCACAAGAAGUCGGCAAACAUUUGACCGUGCGCUCAGAGCUCUUCCUGUUACUCAGCACCCACGCAUCUGGCCUCUGUAUCUCCGCUUUGUUCGUAACCUGCCCCUGCCUGAGACUGCCAUCCGGGUGUACCGUAGGUACCUUAAGCUUUCUCCAGAGAAUGCAGAGGAAUACAUAGACUACUUACGAUCUGUUGGCCGCUUGGAUGAAGCAGCUGUGCGACUAGCAGCUGUUGUCAAUGAUGAAAGCUUUGUGUCCAAAGAGGGCAAGUCCAACUAUCAACUGUGGCAUGAGCUCUGCGACCUGAUCUCCCAGAACCCUGAUAAAGUGACCUCUCUGAAUGUUGGAGCCAUCAUCCGAGGGGGCCUCACUCGCUUCACAGACCAGCUUGGAAAACUCUGGUGCUCUUUAGCUGACUAUUACAUUAGGAGUGGUCACUUUGAGAAGGCACGUGAUGUGUAUGAGGAGGCCAUCCUUACAGUGGUAACAGUAAGGGAUUUCACACAAGUGUUUGAUAGUUACGCUCAGUUUGAAGAGAGCAUGAUUGCAGCGAAGAUGGAGACCACCUCUGAGAUGGGGAAGGAUGAUGAUGAUGACAUAGACAUGGAGCUUAGACUCGCUCGCUUUGAGCAGUUGAUAGCCCGGCGGCCCCUCCUGUUGAACAGUGUACUACUGCGGCAGAACCCUCAUAAUGUCCAUGAGUGGCACAAGCGGGUUAAACUGUAUGAGGGCAAUCCACGGCAGAUCAUCAACACAUACACAGAGGCAGUGCAGACAGUGGAUCCAAUGAAGGCCACAGGGAAACCUCACUCUCUCUGGGUUUCCUUUGCUAAAUUCUAUGAGGAAAAUGAGCAGCUGGAUGAUGCCAGGACAAUUUUUGAGAAGGCUACCAAGGUGAACUACAAACAGGUGGAUGACCUUGCCGCAGUGUGGUGUGAAUAUGGAGAGAUGGAACUACGCCAUGAGAACUAUGAACAGGCACUGCGCAUACUGAGGAAAGCUACAGCCAUCCCAUCCAAGAAAGCAGAGUACUUCGAUGCAUCUGAGCCAGUCCAAAACAGAGUUUACAAGUCCUUGAAGGUCUGGUCUAUGCUGGCGGACUUGGAGGAGAGUCUGGGCACUUUCCAGUCUACAAAAGCAGUGUAUGAUCGCAUCAUUGACCUCCGCAUUGCCACACCACAGAUCAUCAUCAACUAUGCCAUGUUCCUUGAAGAGCACAACUACUUUGAGGAAAGCUUCAAAGCAUAUGAGCGUGGCAUUGCGCUCUUCAGGUGGCCAAAUGUUUAUGAUAUCUGGAACACAUACCUUACAAAGUUCAUUGAUCGUUAUGGGGGCAAGAAGCUGGAGAGAGCCAGAGAUUUAUUUGAACAAGCUCUGGAUGGCUGCCCUGCAAAGUUUGCCAAGACCAUUUACCUGUUGUAUGCCAAGUUGGAGGAGGGAUAUGGAUUGGCACGACACGCCAUGGCUGUUUAUGAAAGAGCAACGCAGGCAGUAGAAACUGAGGAGAGACAUCACAUGUUCAAUAUCUACAUCAAGAGAGCAGCUGAAAUUUACGGAGUCACGUAUACCAGAGCAAUUUACCAGAAAGCUAUCGAGGUCCUUCCUGAUGAGCAUGCAAGGGACAUGUGUCUGCGAUUUGCUGACAUGGAGAGUAAACUUGGCGAGAUUGAUCGAGCCAGAGCAAUCUACUCCUACUGCUCCCAGAUCUGUGACCCAAGGGUGACUGCAAACUUCUGGCAGACCUGGAAAGAAUUCGAGAUCCGCCAUGGAAAUGAGGACACAAUUAGAGAAAUGCUGAGAAUCAAACGCAGUGUCCAAGCCACAUACAACACCCAGGUCAACUUUAUGUCCUCUCAGAUGCUCAAGGCCACAACAAGCUCCACAGGUACAGUGUCCGAUCUCGCUCCAGGCCAAAUGGGAAUUGAUGACAUGAAGAUGUUGGAGCAGAAAGCACAGCAGCUCGCUGCAGAAGCCGAACAGGACAAAGCCAAGCCUAAAGAAAAGAUUCUCUUUGUCAGGAGUGACACCUCUCGCAGUGAGUUGGCUGAGCUUUCCAAGCAAGCCAAUCCUGAUGAGAUUGACAUUGAUGAUGAUGACGAGGAUGAAGAUGAUGACGACCAGGGACCAGAAGAGGUGCAGCUAGAACAGAAGAGUAUCCCCACAGCUGUCUUUGGAGGGCUUAAAGACGACUGAAAGAAGCCUCCCUCGCUGAUUUCUCUUGUCGGCAUCAAAUGGGCUCCAUUUUUAACUUUGUGUAAUUACUUAGUUGUAUUCAUGUUACUUUAAUAGAAAUUGUCAUGAGUGAAACACAGGAUGGCAACGUUUUUGCCUUCUGUGUUUUUUCCUGAUGGAUUUUUGUAGUACAGUAUACAAAGAUAUGAACUUGUGUCAGUAUUGGCCAUAUGGUGUCAGUCUUUCACAAGUAUCAGACUCAAGCUAAUUGUGCGAUUGAGCAGUUUUCUGUCAUGACAUACUGAUUUGGAGGCAGAUGAUAACUGUAACUGAAGUCUGACAUAUUCAAACAUGUCUCUGAACAUUUUGUUAAAGAAUUAACAGUAAAAACACUGUUGUACACCUAAUAAAUGCAGAGAUCUUGCUCUAACAGGAAGCUCUGCCAUAGAAAACAGAGGGGAGGAGCAUAGUUUUUCAACAGAAGGCAUUCAUUUGAACGUGCAGCUGAGCAUUCAAGCCUCACAAUGUUGGCUUGGGGAUCUCUAGUAGGUGGGUGUCUUGCAAAACCUCAUGAUAAUGAAAAGAUUUCAUAAUUUGUUUACAUACUGUAUGCCACCUUUUAAAUAUCAAUAUCGUGACCCAAUGCAGUCUGACAGUGUUUGGUAUACAACAACAUUUUUGCCACUGCAUAAGUGUGUGACUUAUGUACCAGCAAAUCUAAUUGACAAGGUGGUCUCUUUGAAUGUCUGAAACUUUUGUUACGUUGUCCUGAGAACACAGUUAUAAUAAAAAAAAUGGAUUUAUACCUGUUAA
This is a messenger RNA of Epinephelus fuscoguttatus (brown-marbled grouper), 3444 nucleotides long. RefSeq names its product XPA binding protein 2 (gene xab2). Lineage: Eukaryota; Metazoa; Chordata; Actinopteri; Perciformes; Serranidae. The transcript is spliced from 19 exons. Gene Ontology annotation, cellular component: Prp19 complex; U2-type catalytic step 2 spliceosome; post-mRNA release spliceosomal complex. The record is from RefSeq and is a predicted model, not a curated record. The coding region runs from base 70 to 2652 and encodes 860 amino acids. Gene Ontology annotation, molecular function: protein binding. Gene Ontology annotation, biological process: generation of catalytic spliceosome for first transesterification step; mRNA splicing, via spliceosome.